CUGGGUUUGUGUUGAGAACACAUGCGUUGGUCUCUGUGUGAGUCCCUGCAGUCACAGCCGGUGUUUACACAGUUUACUUACGGUUUCUUCGGGCAAGCCGCAAAACGUGCAAAUGGACGAAGCUCUUGUUCGAGCCAGGAUUCCCGGGGACCUGGUGAAGGUUCUUGGUGUAGAGUCUCAAACCAGCUCUAAAGCGGAGGCCUUCACCCACGCCUUCCUAAAGAACAGCAUCCAGCAGCACACUCGACACGAUCUGAAGAGCAUGUUGAGUCACAAAGCUGUGGUCCUGGGCUACACCAGGCCCAAGAAGGACAAGUCGAAGAGGAGCAGCAAGAAAGCCAAGGGACUUAACGCUCGCCAGAAGAGGGCGAUGAAGAUCUUCCAGAUCAAGCCUGAGCACCAGAGGUACGAGCUCUUCCUGCCUCUGCACGACCUCUGGAGACAGUACAUUAUUGACCUGUGCAGUGGACUGAAACCAACAAGCAAUCCACAGUUUGUGCAGCAGAAGCUUCUGAAGGCCGACUUCCACGGUGCCAUCAUCACAGUGGUCCGGUCUAAAUGUCCAUCGUAUGUGGGGACUACAGGGAUUCUAGUCCAAGAGUUCAAACAUGUCUUCAAAAUCAUCACCAAAGAGGACAGACUGAAAGUGAUCCCUAAGAGGAACAGCGUGUUUGCAGUGGAGAUCAACGGCUUCGUCUCUCACAUCUACGGCAGCAAGUUUGAGCAGCGAGCCGGUGAACGCUCCGCCAAGAAGUUUAAAGUGAGAGGAACCAUCGACCUGUGACGACCCCUGAGUGCCGCUACAGGAAACGCUGUGCCAAAACAAGGAAGACAUUUCAUACUCGAACUUCCAGCAACAGCAAAACCACAUCUGAAAAAGUUGUUUACCUCACUGCAUGUGGACGACUCUCACACCAUAUUUUAAAGGGGAAUUCUGCACACUCGAGAUCAUUUUAAUCCUCAGUUACACGUCCCUGGUUUGCGGAUGCGCACACCAGGGACGUGUAGUUGUUCUUGUUAUACUACUUUCUAGUCCUCUUGGUGCAGAUCAUGGUGCAGCUGUUGACUAAAUUUGUGUCACUCGGACACCAGCCUUACAGAAAGACUGCAUCACACUCUG
Molecule: messenger RNA, 1120 nt
Organism: Toxotes jaculatrix (banded archerfish)
Lineage: Eukaryota; Metazoa; Chordata; Actinopteri; Toxotidae
Gene: pop4
Product: POP4 homolog, ribonuclease P/MRP subunit
Exons: 7
Coding region: 113-784 (223 amino acids)
Biological process (GO): tRNA 5'-leader removal; rRNA processing
Cellular component (GO): ribonuclease P complex; ribonuclease MRP complex
Molecular function (GO): ribonuclease P RNA binding
Source: RefSeq, a predicted model, not a curated record